This is a messenger RNA of Papaver somniferum (opium poppy), 1901 nucleotides long. Its product is annotated as 2-(3-amino-3-carboxypropyl)histidine synthase subunit 2-like. The transcript has 10 exons. The record is from RefSeq and is a predicted model, not a curated record. NCBI's taxonomy places the organism in Eukaryota, Viridiplantae, Streptophyta, Magnoliopsida, Ranunculales, Papaveraceae. Gene Ontology annotation, molecular function: 2-(3-amino-3-carboxypropyl)histidine synthase activity. Gene Ontology annotation, biological process: protein histidyl modification to diphthamide. Bases 81 to 1625 code for a protein of 514 amino acids.
CAGCUGUUACGUUAGGUUUGAAAUUUAGUCUUCUUUCAUCUUCUUCUUCUUCACCUCGCUCAGUCUGAUUUCUUCACUUCAUGGAUUUCUCAUCAAAUUACGACAUUACCCAAACUGCAAAUUUUAUAUACAAUGGAAAUCUCACCAGGGUUGCUUUACAGUUUCCAGAUAAUUUAUUGAAGGAUUCAAUCAAAGUUGUGAGUGAACUUAGAAAGGAGCUUAAUUUACUUACUACUAGACAAGAAUCAUCAUCAGAUAAUAAAAAGGAAAUUGGGUUGUAUGUAUUGGCAGAUACAACAUACGGGAGUUGUUGUGUUGAUGAAGUUGGUGCUUCACAUGUUGAUGCUGAUUGUGUUGUUCAUUAUGGUCAUACUUGCUUAAGCCCAACUACAACUUUGCCGGCGUUCUGUGUUUUUGGAAAAGCUGCUAUCGAUGUAUCUGAUUGUGUUAAGUGUUUAUCAAAUUGCUUACUAAAAAGUGACAAGCCUGUUCUGAUUCUUUAUGGACUUGAAUAUGCACAUGCAUUAGAAUUGUUGAGAACUGAAUCAUCAGUACUUUGUGGAACCCAAGGUAGUUCACGGAUUCAUUUUGCGGAUGUUACUAGUUCGGUUAUUAGUCCGUUACAAAGUAAGGAAACACCUAGUGUGAAGCUUGAAUCUUCAAAUGCCUGUACUGCAAACGGAAGCCAUGAUAAUGGCAAAGAAACAGAUUCUAUAAUAGAUGGUUUUAGACAUUCCAUUGGAGGCUUGACAUGGAAUUUGCCCCAAGGCCACAAGAUGGAGGACUACAUGCUCUUUUGGAUAGGUUUAGAGAACCCUGCGUUCUCAAAUCUUGUGCUCACCUACAAUAGCAGUGAUAUAGUCAGAUAUGAUCCUGUGGAAAAUUGUAUAAUGAAAGACAUGUCUCAAACCAAAAAGAUUCUUCAGCGUAGGUAUUAUAUUGUCGAGAAAGCAAAAGAUGCUAACAUUAUCGGGAUUUUGGUCGGUACUCUUGGUGUAGCUGGUUAUCUUAAUAUGAUUAAUCAAAUGAAAGCUCUGAUUGCCAGAGCAGGGAAAAAGGCGUACACUCUUCUUAUGGGAAAGCCAAACCCUGCAAAACUAGCUAACUUCCCGGAGUGUGAUGUUUUUAUUUAUGUCUCUUGUGCCCAAACUGCACUUUUGGAUAGCAAAGAUUUCUUAUCUCCAGUGAUUACACCUUACGAAGCCGUUCUGGCUUUCAACAGAGGGAGUCAGUGGACUGGGGAAUAUGUGAUAGGCUUCCAGGAUUUGAUGACAUCUGCUCAGUUUAAUGUUGAUGGAGGGCCCGAAGAAGCUCGUUUUUCCUUCAUGAAGGGUUGUUAUGUAGAAGAUUUCAAUCAGCAAGAAUCAAUAAACGGUGAUGAAGAUAAGGAAAGAGCAACGACAGAUCUAGCUGAGGCAACUCACAAGGCAUUACAACUGUACGACAAGUACCCCAAGUCCAUAAUUAAAGGAGCAGCUAAAUCUGGAGCAGAGUUCUUCAGUUCACGCUCAUAUCAGGGUCUUGAAAUGCAAACCGAUGAUUCAGUGCCUCGUAAAGUUGUCACAGGAAGAACAGGAAGGGCAGCAGGUUACACGGGUGAGCCAAGUAAAGAACAAAAUUCAUGAUCAGCACACAACCAACAUUGCCAAGUAACUUUGUAUCAGCAGAUCUUGUUCCCACUUUCAGCACAAGCAAACAAGCCAAUUUGGAGCAACAGAAAUGAGGUGAUAUGCAUGGUAGAUCCGAAGGCUGGUACCUCUUUCUUUGUUAGGCAUUCCAAAGGAAUCCCCCAAAAGUUGAGCCUCAUCUUAUUGUAAAACUAUUUAAUUAUUUUUUCAGACUCUGUUCGUUUUUUCUUUAAAAUUUUCUUUAAUGUUACAUGUAGAGUCAGACCCAAUCAA